AUGUCUGAGAGCAUCGGCAAACAAGCCCGGACGGAGGUUUUGGAGCAGAGCUCCGUGGUACGGAGCCACGAGUUCACGGUUCCGAGAGACCCAGGAAGUGUCGAAGAAGACCAAUUCAGAAUACACCCCCAAAAUGAGGCGAAAUUUCACAUCGAAUGCGAAGAUUUCACUGACAAAACGAGCUGCAAAGUCUACGUCGUUCCAGCAGCAUUCUUCAAAAACACAAGCUGGAUUUCAACUGUGGAGCCGAAGCCACUCCUACGAGAACACCCGUAA
Penicillium concentricum is the source of this 276-nucleotide messenger RNA. RefSeq lists its product as uncharacterized. The transcript has a single exon. Lineage: Eukaryota; Fungi; Ascomycota; Eurotiomycetes; Eurotiales; Aspergillaceae. The coding region runs from base 1 to 276 and encodes 91 amino acids. The record is from RefSeq and is a predicted model, not a curated record.